This is a messenger RNA of Lizanozyma spartinae, 1710 nucleotides long. Its product is annotated as GABA-specific high-affinity permease. The transcript has a single exon. Bases 1 to 1710 code for a protein of 569 amino acids. Lineage: Eukaryota; Fungi; Ascomycota; Pichiomycetes; Serinales; Debaryomycetaceae. The record is from RefSeq and is a predicted model, not a curated record. Gene Ontology annotation, biological process: transmembrane transport. Gene Ontology annotation, molecular function: transmembrane transporter activity. Gene Ontology annotation, cellular component: membrane.
AUGGUUAGUAAACCUUUAAGUCCUGUAACAUCAGGCACCCAUGCACUCAAUCCCAUUACUUCGGGGAUUCAAACCAUCAAAUCAGUCACACAUGCUCAUUUGCAUCAAGUGAUGUCAUCUAAAUCGGUAUUGAGAGAUGUGGAUCCUACUGCUGCUCACAAUGAAGUAGAGUUAUUGGCUGAAAUGGGUUACAAACAAGAGCUUAGAAGACACUACACAACUUUUGAAGCUUUUGGUAUUGCCUUUAGUAUUAUGGGUCUCUUACCAAGUAUAGCAUCCACAGUUACUGGUGGUUUGGAAAUGGGCCCCGCUGGAUUUGUUUGGGCUUGGUUCAUUGCUGGAGGUUUCACUUUAUGUAUUGGAAUGUCUUUGACAAUCAUGGCUUCGGCAUUGCCUACUUCUGGGGGUUUAUAUUACUGGACUAAUUAUUAUGCUCCUGAUUGGUGUCGGGUGCCAUUGAGUUUUCUUAUCGGUUGUUCUAAUACAAUUGCCUUAUGUGCUGGUUUAUGCUCCAUCGCCUACGGGUUUGGUGUGGAAGUGUUAUCAGCUGUGUACAUUAAUCGUGAUGGUGAUUUUGAUAUCACAAAUGGAAAGUUGUACGGAAUGUUUUGCGUUUCGGUGAUAGGAGCCUGUUUGUUUUGUUGUCUCACCACAAAGCAUGGAGCUUGGUUGCAGACUGCUUCUAUUACUCUCAACACCUUCCUUAUAGUGUUGUUCUUCAUUGCUGUUCCCAUUGGAACCAAAAAAAAUGUUGGGAAGUUCAACGAUGCAUCAUUUAUCUUUACUAAGAUGCCUAAUGCUAGAACAUGGACUGAUUUUUGGUCUUUCUGUCUCUCCUUCAUGCCUGCUAUUUGGACCAUCGGUGCAUUCGACUCUGUUAUCCACAUGUCUGAGGAGUUAAAAUCCAAAAAGUCAAUUCCAUGGGGUAUUUUAGGUUCCAUUACUGUUUGUUGGAUCGUGGGUUGGUUUAUUGUGAUUGUUUUUGUUGCCUGUAUUAGAGAUGGGGACAUUGAGGCAAUUCUUACAACUGAUACUGGUUCGGGCAUGGCACAAGUCAUCUAUGAUUCUUUAGGAAAGGAAUGGUGUGUAGCUUUCAUGUCAUUGAUUGCUUCUGGCCAAUUCCUUAUGGGAUGCUCAAUUGCUUUGGCAGCUUCCAGACAAAUUUGGGCUUUUGCCAGAGACGAUGGUACUCCAUUUAUUUACAAAUUCAUCAAGUAUGUAAACCCUAAGAUUGCCGUGCCAAUUAAUGCUACAAUUUUUGCCGCAUGCCUUUCAUGUGUUAUUGGGUUAUUAGUGUUGAUAAACACAACUGCAGCCAACGCUUUAUUCUCAUUAUUUGUUGCCAGUAACUUGUUGGCAUGGGGUUUACCAGUGUUCCUUGUGUUGUUACCUUAUGGUAAAAGCAGAUUUAAACCAGGUCCUUUUUGGUUUGGCCAAACAGCAUCCACUAUUAUUCACAUUGUUACUGUGUUGUGGAUUCUUUUCGUUAUUAUCUUAUGCAUGUUCCCAGACUCCAAGUAUGUGAACAAAAACACAAUGAAUUAUACUGUUGCCAUCAACGUACCAGUCUGGGGAUUAGUCAUGCUCUAUUAUUUCUUUUAUGGUUACAAGGUAUAUUCUGGACCAAAGUCCAACUUGUCUCACGACUCACCAGGUUCUUCUGAUGUUGAAGUGGAAAAUAUUGACGCUCUUAUGGAGCAAAAAGCUUGA